Messenger RNA from Aspergillus japonicus CBS 114.51, 8163 nucleotides. RefSeq names its product type I polyketide synthase. Lineage: Eukaryota; Fungi; Ascomycota; Eurotiomycetes; Eurotiales; Aspergillaceae. Bases 1 to 8163 code for a protein of 2720 amino acids. The transcript has 7 exons. Gene Ontology annotation, molecular function: oxidoreductase activity; phosphopantetheine binding; fatty acid synthase activity. The record is from RefSeq and is a predicted model, not a curated record. Gene Ontology annotation, biological process: fatty acid biosynthetic process; secondary metabolite biosynthetic process.
AUGGCCUCCUUUUCCUCCUCCUCCUCCUCCUCCUCCUCCUCCUCCUUCGACAAACCACACAACGACAAGGACACCCUAGAGCCCAUCGCCAUUGUAGGUCUAUCACUGCGGUUCCCGGCCGGAGCCACUGAUCUAGAUCGCUUCUUCGAUCUGAUCACGAACGCCCGGUGUGUGUCGCAAGAAUUCCCCCCGGACCGUCUAGAUGUCACGGGCGCCUACUGGCCCAAGGCCGCCUCCUCGUCCCCGACGGUGAAGGGCGGGCAUUUCCUCUCCGAGGACAUUACAGCCUUUGAUGCUCCCUUCUUCGGCAUCUCCGCCGUGGAGGCCGCCUCCAUGGACCCGCAACAGCGACUGCUGCUCGAGACCAGUUAUGUCGCCUUGGAGAAUGCGGGAAUCCCGAUUCCGAGGAUCGCCGGCUCCAACACCUCCGUGUAUGUCGGCUGCUUCACCGACGACUACAAGGAACUCUAUCGGAAAGAUGUGCGCGACAGCGCGCCGUACGCGGCCACGGGGAUCACCACGACGCUGAACGCGAACCGGGUCAGCUGGUUCUACAACUUCAUGGGACCGAGUAUCAACGUGGACACCGCCUGCUCCAGCAGCCUGGUCGCGCUGGACCUGGCCUGCCAGGCGCUGCGGACGGGGCAGACUGACAUGUGCCUGGCCGGGGGUGCCAAUCUGAUCCUGGCCCCGGAUCUGUUCCACAUCCUCUCCGAAAUGAGCAUGCUGUCCCCGGACAGCCGAAGCUACAGCUUCGAUGCCCGCGGCAACGGAUACGGCCGCGGGGAAGGCGUGGCCAUGCUGGUCCUGAAGCGGCUGAGUUGCGCGGUGCGCGAUGGCGACACCAUUCGCGCCGUGGUGCGCGCCACCGCGUGCAACCAGAACGGGUACACCCCGGGCAUCACCCAGCCCAGCAAGAGCGCCCAGGAGGCUCUGAUCAAUGACUGCUACGCGCGCGCCGGGCUGGAUAAGGCCCGCACGCUGUAUGUGGAGGCCCAUGGCACGGGCACCCCCGCUGGCGAUCCUAUUGAGGCAGAGGCGCUCGGCGCGAGCUUCAGAGAUAGUCGGCGUACGGAUGAGAGGCUUUUUGUCGGCUCCGUCAAAGCCAAUAUCGGCCAUUUGGAAGGAUCCAGCGGCAUCGCGGGGGUGAUCAAGGCCAUUGCCAUGCUUGAGCGAGGGUGGAUCCCCGCGAUCGCCGAUUUACAGAACGUCAAUUCCAUGAUCGACGAGGCUCAGCUGCGACUUCAGUUCCUCCGGUCCGGAAUCCCUUGGCCUCGUCCCGGCCUCCGACGAAUUUCCGUCAAUUCCUUCGGGUUUGGAGGCUCCAAUGCCCACGCGGUGCUGGAUGAUGCAUAUCACUUCCUCCUCGAGCACCAGCUGGACGGCGUGGCAUAUCGACCGCGCACGAUGGAUCCCUCCUCCGCCCCGCCGCAGGCCAUUGUCCCCGUCCACGUCUUGCGCGACCAAUCCCAAUCCCGCGGAGAGUUGUCGGUGGUAAUGCCGCACUCGAAGCGAGUCCGGUUGCUGCCGCUGUCGUCGUCGGACAAAGCAGGCAUCACGCGCACUGUCACCAGCCUGACCGAGUAUUUCCGGUCCCGCAGCGGGGGCGCGACGACGACUGCCCCGUCCGCCGAAUUCUCCGAGGCGCUGGCCUACACGCUCGCCCACCGCCGGACCUGGCUCCCCUGGCGAGCGUGCGCGGUCGUGCCCUCAGACGUGCCGCUGCAGGAGCUUGGGACGAUGGUGUCGCCGGCGGUGAAGUCGCCGACGACGCCGCCCAAGAUCGCGUUCGUCUUCACCGGGCAGGGCGCGCAGUGGGCGCAGAUGGGCGCCGAUCUUGCGGAGGCGAGUCGGAUCGACGAGCCGCGCAUCAGCCAGGUGCUUUGCACUGUAGUUCAAGUCGCGUUGGUGGAUUUGCUGCGCAGCUUUGAUGUCACGUGCAGCGUCGUGAUUGGACACUCGUCGGGAGAGAUUGCUGCUGCAUACUGCUGUGGCGCCAUCUCCGCGCGCAGCGCUUGGAAGAUCGCCUAUUUGCGGGGCUCGCUGGUGUCCGCGAAACUGCGCGAUGCAUCGACCAUUCCCGGCGCGAUGCUGGCCGUGGGACUCUCCCCGGCCGACGCGGCCCCGUACUUGGCCCGGUCGCAGAGUGUCAGCAUCGCGUGCUUCAACAGUCCGACCAACGUGACGCUGUCCGGGGAUGAGGCCGCCAUUGACGCCCUCAAGGUCGUCCUCGACGCCGCGGGGAUCUUCGCCCGCAAGCUGCGGACCGGGGUCGCCUACCACUCCCACCACUUGCACUCGGUGGCGGAUGCGUACGCGGAGGCCAUUGGCGAGGUUGAGCCCGGGGAGGAGUACAGUAGCAGCAACAGCAGUAGCAGCAGGGUCAUCAUGGUCUCGACCGUCUCGGGCCAGCGGGUCCCCGCCCAGACGUUGCGCGAGGGCAGCUACUGGGCGAGCAACCUGGUGCGGCCCGUUCGCUUCGUCCAGGCCUUCCAGAGUCUGCUGAGCAAGCGAGGGGUCGUCAAGAAGCUGGACGGCAGCCACCGGCUCCUGAUGGACAUCACCUCCUGUCUGGAGAUCGGUCCCCACGGGGCCCUGCGCGGUCCCAUCCAGGAGAUUCUCCAGGCGCAGGACCAGACAAUGAGCUACUUGGCUCCGCUGCAGCGAGGCCAGGCCGGGGUGAACUCUCUCCUCCGGGCAGUGGGCCAUCUGUGGUGCUUGGGGUUGCCGAUUGAUUGGACCCGAGUGAACCACGAAUCUUCCAAUCGGAGACAGGAGGAGGAGGAAGAAGAAGAAGGAAGGGCGAUGCCGCCUUCUGCACUGGUCUCGCUGGCCGACCUGCCCCCAUACGCCUGGGAUCACUCCCGGAGCUACUUCCAUGAAAGUCGGACGAGCCGCAACCAUCGGCUCCGCAACAAGCCGCGGUCGAAGUUGCUUGGCGAGGCCGCGGUGGACUGGAACCCGCUGGACGCGCGCUGGGGCAACUUCCUCAAACGCUCCGAACAUCCGUGGAUUGAAGACCAUCGCAUCAAUGGCACCGUCCUCUUCCCGGCCGCCGGCAUGAUGGCGAUGGCCGUCGAGGCCAUGCAGCAGCAGGUGCAUCAGGUGCAGCAACAGGGACCGCACCUCGCCGACGACCGAGCGAUCCUCGGCUAUGAGCUCCGCGAUAUCAGCCUCAGCACCGCGCUGGUCAUUCCCGACCACGAGCGGGGCGUGGAGGUGCAAUUCUCCCUGCGCCGUCAACCGGGUGGAGGGGCCCCUGGCGGCGGCGGCGGGCGAGACCACCGCGGCUGGUGGUCGGAUUUCCGGCUGUGCGCGUACCUCGAGGGGGGCGAGUGGGAGGAGAUCUGCAGCGGUGCUAUCCGCGUCGAUUUCGGCGUCGCCCCGUCCGGGAUUGGCACCCAGCGCGCCGCGGAGGCCCGGCUCCAGAGCCUGCAGGAGCGGCACGCGGCGCUUGAGGGUGAGGGGGUGGGCUCCUCCAGGAGGCUGGAGAUGCCGGCCUUCUAUGAGCGGCUCGCUCAGUACGGCCUGGAAUUCGGGCCGACCUUCCGCACCCUGGUCGAGGCGCAGUGGGCCGGGGGCGCGGCGUGUCGCGCCGUCGUCGGGGUGCAUUCGUCUCGGGACGAGGAUGAGGCGCGGUAUGUGGUGCAUCCCUGCACGCUCGACGCGUUGCUGCACAUGCCGAUGGUGGCGCUGACGCAGGACCCGGCGCGCGGAGUCUCCACGGCCAUUCCGUCGAGGAUUCGUCGGGUUUGGAUUGCCGCUUCGGGGCUGGGCUCGUCGUCGUCGUCGUCGUCGUCGUCCUUGUCCUCCUCGCAGACAGAGUCCAAAAACACGCUGGACGCCGUUGCGGAGAUCGUGGCCACCGACCGUCGUGGGUGUGAAGUGCAAGCCCAUGCCUUGAGUCAUGAUCGGGGUCGUCUGUUGGCGGAGCUGGAAGGGGUUCGGCUGACGAUCGUCGAUGACAUGGCUCAGCGGUUGACUGAGGACGACCAGGGUGAGCAGGACCGGGCCUGGAACCUGGUCUGGAAGCCCGAUCUGGACCUCAUGACGGGGCCCCAGCUGGCUCAGUGGUGUAGCAGCAGCAUUUCAACAUUGCAUGAGGGCUCCAACGCUCGGAACGCGGAUCCCGCGGCCUUCUAUCGCGAUUUGGCCUUUCUUCAUUACUCCAUGCUGUCUCAGAUCACAUCAUCAUCAUCAUCAUCAUCAUCAGUGGUGACCGCUCCGAAACCCCACUUGGGGAAAUACAUGGACUGGGCUCGGAGCCAGGUCCGGCGAGUCGAGACUGGCGACACGCCGCAUUGGGAGGCGUGCUGGCCGACCUUGGCGGGGGACCUCGAGUACCGUAACGCCCUGAUGGACCAGCUCGAGCAGGUCAACGCGGAAGGUCGAGUCCAUGUGGCCGUCGCCCGGCAUCUGGAACAGAUGGUGGUCGGGCAAGUCGACCCCUUAGAGCUGCUGUUCGGGUCGUCGUUGUUGGAUUCUCUCUAUGCUGAACUGAGCGGCAGUGAGACCGCAAGCUUUGCCCAGCUGGACCAAUACCUCCAGCUGUACUCGCACAAGCAUCCCAACGCCCGCUACCUGGAGAUCGGAGCCGGCACCGGGGGCACCACCGCCGCCGUGCUGCGCUCGCUGGGGGGGCCAACAGAGCAACACGAUGACACCGGCCCGCUGUAUCGCGAGUACACGUACUCGGACAUCUCGGAGGCCUUCUUCGACGCCGCCAAGACCCGCUUCGAGAAGUACCCCAACCUGCUCUUCCGGCGGCUGGAUAUCGAAGAUGCCGACAUGGCGAGCCAGGGAUAUACCCCGGCCUCCUACGACGUCGUGGUCGCGGCCAAUGUGCUGCACGCCACCACAGACCUCCGGGCCACGCUGCAGAGGGUGCGCGACUUGCUCCGUCCCGGCGGCAAGUUAAUCCUCUUCGAGAUCACCGCCCCGGCCCUGGGCCGGAGUGGCUUCAUCAUGGGCCUCUUGCCGGGCUGGUGGCUCAGCUCCGAGCCCGAACGCCGCGAGGGGCCGUGUGUGUCCCGAUCCACAUGGGAUACUCUCCUCCACGAGACGGGCUUCACCGGCGUUGAGCAAGAAUUCCGCGAUUCUGCCAGCGACGCCUGCCAUGAACUCAGCGUCCUCGUCAGCAGCCGGCAGGCCCCGCUCGACGUCGAUAACGGCGGAGCUGCCCCCCUGCUCCGCGAGCUCGGUGCUGGUGCUGGUGCCGGUGCCGGUGCUGCGCUGCCGUUGGUGCAUAUCGCGUCUCAUCCGACGCACACUUCCCACGAGCAAGCGCAAGGUGCUGCUCCCGCCGCCAUUGCCAUCCAGAAGUACCUGCAUCGGCUGGGAGUCCCCAGCCAGAUCACCCCAAUGGACCAGGUGGCUCCCGACACGAGCCUCACCAUCGUGACCGUCGAUUGGGAGCUGGAUCGACCGUUCCUGCGCAACAUGACCCCGGCGGACUUUUCCGCGCUCCAGCGGGUCAUCCGGCACAGUCGGAAUCUGGUCUGGGUCAGUCAUACGGUGGAUGAUGGCUCCUCAGAUCCGGCAUAUAACAUGGUCACGGGGCUGGCGCGGGUCAUCCAUGCCGAAGAGGAAGGGCAUCGGUUUCUGCGCCUCGGGUUGACAAGAGAGCAAACCACCACCACCACCACCACCACCAAGACUCUCUCCGAGGUGCAACUCCAGGCACUACUAAAAACUGUCCAACAGCUACUCGACGACACCUCGGAGACAUUCGAGAUGGAGUACGAGCAGCGCGCAGAAGGCGGCGGCCUGUUCCACAUCGCCCGCCUCCAGCAAGACCGACCCUGUCAGGAAGCCAUGCAUCACACCCUCCACCCGGAGACCUCCGAGGACCGGGCGUGGCAGGAGGCGCCUGGCCCGCUGAAACUCACGACGCAGACCCCGGGGCUCCUGGAGUCGCUGCGGUUCGUGUCAGACGAGGACCGCGACGCGGUGCCGCUGGCGGCGGACGAGGUCGAGAUCCUGGUCCACGCGGUGGGCUUGAACUUCAAGGACUGCCUGAUCGCGCUGGGCCGCGUGCCCGCCGACACCCUGGGCAACGAGUGCGCGGGCGUCGUGACGCGCGUGGGCGCGGCCUGCUCGCCCGACAAGGUGCAGGUCGGGGACCGCGUCUGCAUGUCGACGGUGGAGGCGUUCAAGACCUACGCCCGCAGCAAGGUGCAGUGCGUGUGUCGGCUGCCGGCGGCGAUGAGCUUCACGACCGCGGCGGCCAUCCCGACCCAGUUCGUCACGGCCUGGACGAGCCUGGUGCAGAUCGGGCAUCUGACCCGCGGCGAGAGCGUGCUGAUCCACGCCGGUGCCGGCGGCACCGGCCAGGCCGCCAUCCAGAUCAGCCAGCACCUCGGGGCGCAGGUCUACGUGACGGUGAGCUCGGAGGCCAAGCGCGAUCUCCUGAUGCGCACGUACGCCAUCCCCGAGCACCACAUCUUCUACAGCCGCGACGUGGGCUUCGUGCAGGGCGUCCAGACGGCCACGGCCGGCCGCGGCGUGGAUCUGGUCCUCAACUCCUUGUCCGGCGAGAGUCUGCUGGCCUCGUGGGACUGCCUGGCGCCGUACGGCCGCUUCGUCGAAAUCGGCAAGCGGGAUAUCCUGGACAACGCCCGCCUCCCCAUGCUCCCCUUCAACCGCGGCGUCAGCUUCUCGGCCUUCGACGGCUCGACCUGGAUGCUCGAGCGGCCGGAGCAGGCUGAGCGCGGCAUCCACACCAUCAUGGCGCUCUUCGAGCAAGGCGUGUUCCAGCCCGCCCACCCGUUGCGCGUCCGGCCGCUGGAUGAGGUGCACUCGGCCUUUGCAGCCCUCGCCGACGGCAAGACCAGCGGCAAGACCGUGAUCGAGAUCACCCCGGCCGCGGUGGUGCCCAUGACCAUCCGGACCAACCCCACAGCGACCCCGGGCUUCCGGGACGAGGCCACGUACGUGCUGGCCGGGGGGUUCGGCGGCAUCGGCCGCAGUAUUGCACGGUGGAUGGCCGAGCGCGGCGCGCGCCACCUCCUCAUUCUCUCGCGCUCGGGACCGCACCAGAACCCCGAGGCGCGCCAGCUGGUGGCCGAGCUGGAGCAGGCGGGCGUGCAGGUGUGCGCCCCGGUCUGCGAUCUGGCCGACGGGGGCCGGGUGGCGCGCGUGCUGGCGGAGGCGUGCGCCACGAUGCCGCCGAUCCGCGGCUGCAUCCAGGCGUCGAUGGUGCUGCAGGAUACGCUGCACGCGGACAUGACCCACGCGCAGUGGGUGGCGGCCGUGCAGCCCAAGGUCGAUGGAUCGUGGAACCUGCACGCCGGCCUCGAGCGCCAACCCCUGGACUUCUUCGUCUGCCUGUCCUCCGUCUCCGGCGUCGCCGGCCAGCGCGGCCAGUCCAACUACGCCGCCGGCAACACCUUCCAGGACAGCUUGGCGCGGUACCGCGUGGCGCGUGGCCUGCCGGCCGUGAGCCUCGACCUGGGCGCCAUGGUCGACGACGGCUUCCUGGCCCAGAACCAGACCAUCCGCGACCGGCUGCUGGGCGGCGGAUCGAUGGUCCCGAUCACGCGCGACAAGUUCCUCGCCCUGCUGGAAUACUACUGCUGCUGCUGCUGGAGCCGCCAGCCAUGCCGUCCGCUGGUCGAGGAUGCCAGUGACGACGACGACGGGGUGGUCGUCGUGACGGCGCCAGAUCCCACAGCGUUGCCGCUGACGCUGGCCAACUGCCAGACGAUCUUCGGCAUCAACACCCCGCAGGCCAUGCAGGCCCGCGGGCUGGACGAGCCCGCCUGGAUGCAGCGGCCCCUAUUCGGCUUCCUCCACCGCGUCCCAUCGUCGUCCUCCCACCACCACCACCACCAGCGCAGCACGAACGACGGCCGCCCCCGCGACUUCCGCGCCGAGCUGGGCCAGGCCGCCUCUCUAGACGAGGCGACGCAGCUCAUCGCGCGCGCCCUCAUCGCCAAGCUUGUGCGCAGUCUCUCCGGGCUGGCGGAGGAGGAGGUCGACCCCGGCAGCCCGAUCGUCAGCUGCGGGGUCGACUCGCUCCUCGCGGUGGAGAUCCGGAGCUGGUUCGCCAAGGUCUUCCAGGCCGAGGUCUCGACGUUCGAGAUCCUGGGCGGCAUGAGCUUUGACCGCGUGGGCCGGUUGGUGGCCAUUCGGAGUCUGGUGAAGAAGGGGUGGGUUGGAUAG